GCGAUGGAGCCGCUGGCCGAGGAGCCGGCCCCGACGACGAGGAGCACCGCCAGCACGGCCGCCGGCAGGGAGGAGCUGGAGAGGAUGGUCGUGGCCAUGGGGGCGGAGGAUCUCAGCCCGGAGAUGAGAGAGCACCUAGUGCGGCAGCUGGAGCGCCGCCUGUUACUUGAGACUGAGCUGCACAAGGAGCGAACCAAGCUGCAGUUGAUGCAGAAGGAGGUGGCGGAAAUGGAGAGAGACCUGCAGAGACGCACCGCUCAGGCGCGACCGCGCGCCCCGCCCGCCCUCCCAGUGAUGGAGAAAGUUCAGAGACUGCGAACAGAAAUCCAAACCCUUCAAGAGGAGUGCACUCGCAUGGCAAAUGAAGUUGACGCUAAAACACCGCAAAAUCAUACCGAAGAAGGAAUCAAUGAACGUGGCUGGACCUGUCAAACUUGUACAUUCCAUAAUCACUAUCUUCUGGAGGCUUGCGAGACAUGUGAUGUGCCUCGCAUGCGCCUAGGACAAGCCGCAACACAAGAUAUCCAUAUACGAGUUACACAUCACAACUUCACUAGACGAUCACUUCAUGGCUGGGUGGACUGAUUGCUCAUGGCUGGUAAUUGACAAUUGAAACUCCAGACUCAGAAAAUGUGAACAUAACGAAUGAAAAUUUAACUGUACCAAUCUUGUGGUCACUUUUGCAGACUUCUAAGAAGAUUUCAAUCAACCCGUUUUUUGUUGUUUUUUUUUUUUAAGUUUUUUUAACUCAUUUAGAAGAAUGUGUACAAUUUAAGGGCUGAUAUCUGAUAAUACUAAAAUCACUGUACGAAGUUAUUGAAGGGAUAAGAAACAAUAAGGGAAUGAGAACAGUAUUUUCAAUGUGAUUAUGUCAUGUUUUGCCCCCUCUUCUCAUUGGGGUAGAUGUGAAUCGUGUGAACCAAAUGAGGUAUAAAAACACGGACAGAUGAACCUGCCUUUAACUUAAGCCAAAUUGUGGUCCAAAUAGCACGUUGGCAUGCCCUCUAUGAUCUCUUCUUUUGCCAGAUCUCAGAGGGAAGCUAGCGAUGGGCUGUGCUUUUUACUUUUUCCCCUACGGAGCGGACACCGAUGCGGAGACUAUUAUAGUCCAUUCUCCAUGGCAAAUGACCAAAAUUAGGUUUAUGUUACAGGCAGGUUCGACAGGGCCCUGGCUUCUGGUUAUGUGCGUGAGGAGACCAGAUUUAACUAGUAGAGGAUUGAGUAAUCCAUUCAUUAGUUUUGAAGAAAAAUACUGCAAGUUUUCUGUAUUAAAUUUUUUUUAUACCCCUGGGAUAGAGGAAAUGCUCAACCUAAACAAACUUUGUACCUUCAUGUGCUCAAUUAUGAUAAUGCAGAAGGUGCAAGCUCAUGGGCUUGACUAAGGAUUUGCUCAUAGCAAGUUACCAGGACGAUGCAGUCAAGAGUCAAGUAACAGAACCUGCGGGCAGGUCCUGAUUUAAAUAUCAAUUUAGUUUUAUUAAUUCAUACCACAGUGCUUAAUGACAAUUUUGCACAUUUCCAUUGUCUACUUAUCUUCUUCCCAGAUGUUACUUUGUUAUUUUUCUAAAAUAUUCUAGUAAUUACAAGUAGAAUUAGGCGUUUCUUACAAAAGUUUGUGUGUAUUUGCGUAUGCACAGAUCUUUUCAAAGACUUGGAUCUGAGGCUACAUCCACAUUGUGUCCUGAAAUGUUUACUUUCCAGUGGACUUAAAAAUUAGACUGACAACUGUCUUUGAUUUACCUGAUUGCCGGUUGGGCUGUAAUUUAAUUAAUUUUGAUAGGAUGUCAGGGAAAUUUAUCACUAAAUGAUGUUUGCUGUCAUGGCUGUGUUAUAAUGGCGUUUCUUGCUGAACAAUGUAUGUGCAUGAGGCACAUGUGAUUAAAUGGCAUAGAUUUCCUGUAUGAUUUGUUCUGUUUAAAAUUAUUUCAAGAUUACAAACUGUUUUUGCUAGAAAUUAUCGUUUCUGUUCAACUAAGACCUUGUUAAAAAAAAACUGAUAAAAUGACCUCCAACCUUUAUACUGGAAAAAUGUAGAAACAUGGAAAUAACAAUUGCAAAACCCUAA
Messenger RNA from Thrips palmi, 2065 nucleotides. RefSeq lists its product as uncharacterized. The transcript is spliced from 6 exons. NCBI's taxonomy places the organism in Eukaryota, Metazoa, Arthropoda, Insecta, Thysanoptera, Thripidae. The record is from RefSeq and is a predicted model, not a curated record. Bases 4 to 585 code for a protein of 193 amino acids.